GCCUGGUCCUUGACCUCACAGUGGCCACACGAGGGACCUCUGGGGGCAGCAGAGGGGUACCUGGGAAGGUUCUGGCAGGACUUCCUUAAGCAACAAUAGGUACGCAGUGCCCACUUUGUGCAGACCCUUUGGGGACACUUAGCGUAACUGAGUGAAGGAAGCAGACACAAUACUGGGACCCCACCCCGGGUGGACUCGGGCAGUCACUUCAGGAAUCAUCCGCAGGUCACGGCCAGGGAGUGUCACAAGUGAUGCCCUCAUGGCCUCUUCAAGCAACAGGGGGCAUGACGAGGGGCCAGAGGAGGAACAGAAAAUCCCCAGGACGGGACAGGCUAGACGCCUUGCCUGGGAGCCCGAGCAUGUGCCCAGCGUCAUCGAUGCCAGCCAGCCUUCAUCCACCCUGGAGGGCCAAGUCCUCCACCACUUGGUCCAGGAGGAGCACCUGGGGCCCACGGUGGCAGAGCUGGAAGACCCACGGCAGAGGCGGCUGGCUCCAGAGACACAGGGAGGGCCGGCUUCAUGGCUAGAGCCUGUCCAGGAGCUCCUUCAGACCCCUGUGCAGGAGCUACGGCCAGUGUCACCUGCUUCAGCCCCUGCAGAGCCGGAGAACAUCCCAGCAGAGGCCUCAGUUCCGAGGCAAGGCCCCAAGCUGGAGUCCCAGGAGCCCUCAGGCCUAAUGGUACCAGGCCUUGCAGAGCCAGAGCCAUGUCCAGACCCCAUGAGCCCCUGGGACAUCCCAGGAGUGGUCUCAGCCCCAGUGCCAGGCUCUGAGCUGGAGCCCCAUGAACCCUUGGGCUUGGGUCCCAUGGCACCUGCAGGAAUGGCACCGGGCCUGGCAGAGCCAGAGGCAGACCCGGAGCCCACCAGCGCCUGUGUCGCGAUCACCCCGGAUGUGCCGAGGACGGAGGAGCGGACCAUCCUGCAGUUCCCCGCCCACCUGGUGGCCGAGCAGCUGACCCUGAUGUGUGCGGAGCUGUACAGCAGGAUUGAAUAUGUCCAAUGCAAGGCCUACUUAGAGAGCCAGCCACUGAUGGAAGGCACUGAGCUCCUGGCCCCCAACGUGCAAAUGGUCAUCAGGCAAUUCGAUGCCAUGGUUAGCUUGGUCAUCUCCUCCUGCCUCGGGACCGUGACCAUGACGGCCCAGGACAGGGCCCAAGUGGUGCAGUUCUGGAUUCGGGUGGCUGAGGAGUGUCUGGCCCUCAAGAAUUUCGCUGCCCUCCGUGCCAUUCUCUUGGCCCUGCAGAGCCGUCCCAUAGGUCGUCUGGAGAGCACCUGGGGACGUGUUUCCUGGAAGAGCUCCCGGACCUACAAAAAACUUAAAAAGAGGGAUGAGGAGGCUAACAGAGAGUGGCUUCUCAAGGAGGCGAGGGCCAUCGUGAAGCAAAAGCGGUGGGCCCCCAGGGGAUGCCAGUAUAGGAAGAAGCAGGGCAUGGUCCCAUUCCUUGGAUUGUUUCUACGAGACGUGCCCAUAGACCAACUCCCGGAAAAUAACGAUGUCACUGUCAUCCUACAUGAGAUGAUGAUAUAUAAGUACGUGGCCAGGCUGUAUGACCUGGAGCCUGAGGAGCGCUUCGUAUCCUUUGCCCAGGCCGUGGAGCCCCGGGAUGAGGAGGAGAGGUGA
This is a messenger RNA of Manis pentadactyla (Chinese pangolin), 1621 nucleotides long. RefSeq names its product ral-GDS-related protein-like. The record is from RefSeq and is a predicted model, not a curated record. The transcript is spliced from 9 exons. Gene Ontology annotation, biological process: positive regulation of GTPase activity; Ras protein signal transduction. NCBI's taxonomy places the organism in Eukaryota, Metazoa, Chordata, Mammalia, Pholidota, Manidae. Gene Ontology annotation, molecular function: guanyl-nucleotide exchange factor activity. Gene Ontology annotation, cellular component: plasma membrane. Bases 260 to 1621 code for a protein of 453 amino acids.